AGUGCUUGGAUCCAGUCCCUUCGGAGCGCGGUUCCCACGAUCAGGCCUUUCCAUCCGAUGCACUUGAAAGUAGCCUGAAAGGUGAAGCAUCAUGUUCACUGCCAGUGCAAAAAUACGAAAAGGAGAUGGCGCUCAGCCCGAUGAGUUCGAACUGUCCAUGUCCCAGGCAAUUUUCGAGCUUGAAAUGAACUCAGACCUCAAAGCCGACCUCAGAGAACUCUACAUCAGUGGGGCAAAGGAAUUAGAUGUUGCAGGAAGAAAGGCCAUCAUCCUGUUUGUUCCAGUCCCUCAGUUGAGAAACUUCCAACAAAUCCAGGUACGCUUGGUGAGAGAGCUUGAAAAGAAAUUUUCAGGAAAACAUAUUGUUGUUGUUGCUCAGAGGAGAAUUCUUCCACGACCAACAAGAAAGACUAGAAACCAGAAACAAAUGAGACCAAGAAGCCGAACCCUGACUUCAGUUCACGAUAAUAUCCUGGAUGAUCUCGUUUACCCAAGUGAAAUUGUUGGCAAAAGAAUCAGAAUAAAGCUUGAUGGUUCUAGAAUGACCAAAGUUCACCUUGACAAAAGCCAGCAGACGAACGUUGAACACAAGAUUGACACCUUUGCUGCAGUGUACAAGAAGCUAACAGGCAAAGAUGUACUGUUCGAAUUCCCAAGCUAUGAAUAAAUGAUGUAAUAAAAUUCAGCCAUUGAAAGAGUUUUCUUA
Rhopilema esculentum is the source of this 706-nucleotide messenger RNA. RefSeq names its product small ribosomal subunit protein eS7. The record is from RefSeq and is a predicted model, not a curated record. NCBI's taxonomy places the organism in Eukaryota, Metazoa, Cnidaria, Scyphozoa, Rhizostomeae, Rhizostomatidae. Gene Ontology annotation, biological process: ribosomal small subunit biogenesis; rRNA processing; translation. Gene Ontology annotation, molecular function: structural constituent of ribosome. Gene Ontology annotation, cellular component: small-subunit processome; 90S preribosome; ribosome.